This is a messenger RNA of Manduca sexta (tobacco hornworm), 2886 nucleotides long. RefSeq lists its product as uncharacterized. The transcript is spliced from 5 exons. NCBI's taxonomy places the organism in Eukaryota, Metazoa, Arthropoda, Insecta, Lepidoptera, Sphingidae. The record is from RefSeq and is a predicted model, not a curated record. Bases 556 to 1221 code for a protein of 221 amino acids.
AUAGUUGACAAUCUUUUUAUUAUGUAGUCUGUGGUUAGUGCCGUACUGUGUUAUGUGUAGUAGCCUGAAUUGUACGUGCUAAAAUUGUGCACACACGUUUGAUAUUUUUAUAUCUAUCAACUUUUUAUAAAGUGUAUAGUACCGUGCGUUUAUUAACAUAAAGUCAUUAAAGUGUUUUUCAAAGUAUUUAUCUGUUUGUGCAGUUCGCAACCAUAUUCAUACGUGUAUGGUAAAGUGUGUAACACGAAUAUUUUUUUGUGUUAACAACUAAGCAUCCAAAGUUGAAAGUUAUGGAAUAAGGCCUUGCUAACAGAUAUUUCUUCAACACCGUGAGAGAACAGCGCAAGAAGUCAAACCGUAAUGGCGAAUAGGCGUCAGUAAACCAAAAAACAAUGAAGCAGGCGCGAUCCCACCAGUUGAAUAGUUAGAAAACGACGUAAAAACUCGAUGAUUUGGCGCGCAAAUUGUUGAAAUAGACAAUGUGAUUAGCGAUAUCUGGCAGCCAAUGAAACACGUCGCGGGUGAAAUUAAAGGCUGAAUUUAUCAUUAUUCAAGAUGAAAUUGAAUUUAUUCAAACGGUCGAUGAUAUUUGCGACCUUUUUUGGGUCAUGUCUGUGUAUAGCUUUAAUAGUAGCGUCGUUGGGGACAACGCAUUGGAUAGAUGCGCGAGCGCAUAGAACGCACAGCCUUCAAGUAUCGGAGGGGAGGAUUAGCUUCGGCCUCUUCGAAGGUCGUAAGGAACUGAACUACGGUUACGGGUGGAGGAGCUAUGAUUUUAGUGUAAAAGCCGGAACGCACCCGGCUCGUCGCUGGGCGUGGUGUGGCACCGCGGCGUUGCUCGGUGCGGCACUUCUCUGCGCUGGUGGGUCAUGCAUCCUCGCGGUACUGAGCUCAGCGGCAAGAGCAAGGUGCUCACCACGCCCUCUGCUGGCAGGGAAUACUCUCGCUGUACUGUUCACUUUGGGAGCGAUAGCAGUAUGGUUGACAGAGUACUUCCUUCGGCUGCAGCACAACGUCAUGUCCGACGAGGAUCUGGCUGACACUUGGUCUUCCAGCGACAUGGCCGACCUUGGACUCUCGUUUUGGUUGGUGGUGGCGGCUUCGUUAUCAGCACUAGUGAACGACGUGUGCGUGCUGGUGGCGAUGGCGGACGGCCGCGACGCUGAUACCAUCGCACCAGCGCUAGAGGAGAAAGUCAACGGCGCGAUAAUGCUGUACUAAUACUCAAAUGACCCUUCUAGACGAACUUGAUCAUAUCGACUCUUUAUCCUUAGGAUCCUCGAUAGCUAUAUUUCUUUCUGCAUGUUAUAGAGGUUAUAUUUUUACAUCUGAGUACUUCUCAAAAUUGAAUGUCCGUAACGAAAUAGUUUUUCUAUGAAAUAUUGUUACGAAGAUUUUUAUGUCGUCUGUCUUUUUUUUUGUUCAUUCUAUCAAAUAAUAUAUAGAAUGAAGGUAUUAAGACAAAAAAAAAAACAAUAAAAGUUAAUAGCAUUUCAUAAAAACUAUUCGUUACAUACAUUUAUUUUGUGAUAUUUUGCGUCUCAAAGGAGUUAUAACUCUGAAAGAACAUUCCAAGAGAUUAUUAUAUUGUGAUCAAAUUGCUGAAACAUUCCUUUUACUCGAGAUUUGAUAAUGGUUGGAAGUACAUAACGCGUAUCAAUGAUAUUGAGUAUCUUUUUAAGACGCGUAAUUAUAAUUAAUCUUUUACAAAGGUCAGUAACUAUUUAAAUAUCUUCUUCUUCCUGACUUAUGUUUAAUUUUGUUCAUUUAUAUAUACUUUUUUCAGUGUAGAGGACUAAGAGCCUGUCUACAAUGAGUAGAGGAGGCCUAUAGUCUGUGAACAAUAUAAUUAAAAAAAAAAAUCGUACGACAAGAUGAAUUUUUUUUUUUUUUGUUAGUCAAUAUUACUACUAUGAACAAACAACUUGGAAAAGUACACAAUACACACGUAUAAAAAUAUAUUUAAAGUUUUUUUUUUUAUUUUUUAUAUGUCGAAGUAUUUCAAUGAUUUCGAAAGUGUUUUCUGCAACACUUCUGAUAGAAAUGUGAAUGUUAACGAAGGCUGAAUUAGCUCAUAAAUGGUUAUAAAGUAUUUUUAUUGUGAAUAAUCCGUCCAUAAUAAUUAGAUUAAGACUAAAAAUAUUUUAAGAAUCAUAGUACAUUCAUACUAACAGUUAUUCGAAGAAUAAUACCAUAUUUUUCGUGAGAAGUAUUUAAUUUAUUUUAUAAGUACAUUGCAUUUUGCGUUAUUUUCUAAUUUAUGAAAAUAUUUUCUCUUUUAAUAUCUGCAAUUUCCUUUUUUCGUUUACUAUACCCGUGCUAUGUACUAGCAUACUAGUGUUGAGGUUACACUACCUAAUAGUUAUAAAUAGAUAUCGGACGAUAAAUUUGAUGUGAUGUAUUUGAAAUUAGUAAAUUUCGCCUUUUUUAGGGAAUGAAACUCUGAAUGUAGAAUUUUAGUGUCAUUUUGAUAAUGCUUAUAAUCCGAGGUCUAUUAAUAAAAAUAAGAACAAACAGCAAAUCACGAGCGAAUUACUUUCUAAGCAUUAAGCAUAAUAAUGUAACGAUUUUAUAAAUAUUUUUGAAUAAUUCUCGAGUUCAAAUUUGUUUGUAAGCUUAAAAUGGGUAUCAAUAACUCUAAUAACAUAUCCUUACAUUUAUUACCUCAUUGACAAUAACGAUUAUAUAAUAUAGCUAUAUCAAUGCCUAUUAUAAUUUAGACUAUUUUCGUCCCCGUCCAAUUCUAGGGAAAACUUUCAAUUUGAACCUUAAGCAUGUCGCUUUAGGUUGAAAUAUGAUUGAUUACUUUACCACCCUACUAAUGAUCUAUAUGUUUGUAACUGUUAUUCAGUUUUCUCAUUGGUAAUAAAUAUUAUGCGUAGUUUA